Entelurus aequoreus (snake pipefish) is the source of this 1675-nucleotide messenger RNA. RefSeq names its product endoplasmic reticulum-Golgi intermediate compartment protein 2-like. Gene Ontology annotation, biological process: retrograde vesicle-mediated transport, Golgi to endoplasmic reticulum; endoplasmic reticulum to Golgi vesicle-mediated transport. The transcript has 13 exons. The record is from RefSeq and is a predicted model, not a curated record. NCBI's taxonomy places the organism in Eukaryota, Metazoa, Chordata, Actinopteri, Syngnathiformes, Syngnathidae. The coding region runs from base 338 to 1498 and encodes 386 amino acids. Gene Ontology annotation, cellular component: COPII-coated ER to Golgi transport vesicle; endoplasmic reticulum; membrane.
CCCACCGCUAGUAGGCGCUAAGUCAAAAAUGUGUGCGGUUUUCUUCCCAAAACAGGAAGUCUCAAAAACCUGUUCCACUUGCCCGUUUUCCCUCACGGUUUUCUUAAUUUAUGACCUUCUAUCCUCGACUUAGCCGACAAACUAAACAUAAAAACCACAAACUAAUUGACCGUUCGCCCUGAGUUAGCCUAGUGAGCUACAUCCAUGCUAGCUUGCUGGCUAGCGGCUGUCAUGGCGCCAAGUUGACUCUCCGGCCAAAAAACAAAACAAAAAAACGACGAAAAGUCGUCCGACAACAUUCUCUGUUUAUGGCAGCGACGGCUGAAAGCUCACCAAGAUGAGGAGAUUGAGCAAAAAGAAAGCCUUGACGCUGGUCAAAGAGCUGGACGCUUUCCCGAAAGUCCCCGAGAGCUACGUGGAGUCGUCAGCCAGCGGCGGCACAGUGUCGCUGAUUGCGUUCAGUGCCAUGGCUGUUCUAGCCUUCCUGGAGUUCUUCGUGUACAGAGACACAUGGAUGAAAUACGAGUACGAGGUGGACAAAGACUUCAGCAGCAAACUGCGGAUAAACAUCGACAUCACAGUAGCCAUGAGAUGCCAGUAUAUAGGUGCAGAUGUUCUGGACCUGGCUGAGACCAUGGUUGCUUCUGAUGGCCUUACAUAUGAACCAGUCAAUUUCGAAUUGUCGCCACAGCAAAGACUAUGGCACAUGACUCUUCUUCACAUCCAGGAACGGUUAAGGGUGGAGCACUCCCUGCAGGAUUUGAUCUUCAAGAGUGCGGUAAAAGGAGCUCCAGCUGCUCAGUCUGGCAGCAUGGACAGCAGCAUAUCUUUGACCGCCUGCAGGAUUCACGGACAUCUGUACGUCAACAAGGUGGCCGGAAACUUCCACAUCACAGUUGGCAAGUCCAUCCCACAUCCACGAGGCCACGCCCACCUGGCAGCUCUCGUCAGCCAUGACAGUUUUAACUUCUCCCACCGCAUCGACCACCUGUCUUUCGGAGAGGACAUCCCUGGCAUCAUCAGCCCCCUCGACGGCACAGAGAAAGUCACCACAGAAUCUAACCACAUGUUUCAGUACUUCCUCACCAUUGUUCCUACCAAACUCAACACCUACAAGGUCUCGGCGGACAUGCACCAGUACUCGGUCACGGAGAGGGAACGAGCCAUAAACCACGCUGCAGGCAGCCACGGCAUCUCAGGGAUUUUUAUGAAGUAUGACAUUAGCUCUCUGAUGGUGAAAGUCAGCGAGCAGCACAUGCCGCUAUGGAAGUUUCUAGUCAGGCUGUGUGGCAUCGUUGGAGGUAUCUUCUCCACUACAGGCAUGCUGCACGGCAUGGUGGGCUUCUUGGUGGACGUGGUCUGCUGUCGCUUCCAAACGGCGGUCUACACACCUCUCAAGGAGGAGAAUCCCGGUGCGCAGCAGACCAACCAUCAAGCCCCGCCUCCUCCUGCGGAGUCCAACUCAGUUGUGAGUCAGCUGACAUCUUGCUCUUCUUGAAAGCUAAAUAAUGUCACCUUAAAAAAAAAAAAGAUAAAGUCCCGUAUUAUCACAAAUGACAGUGUGUUAACAUUAAUACCACACACACACACACACACACACACACAAAAGGUGCCUAUGUGUAAACGUUUAUUAAAUCAAAUCUUGAUAUCUUGUUAUAUCUUCUGUAUUGUCAUG